AUGGAGCAGGACAGGCUGCAAAAAUACCCAAAGGCACAAUGCAAGGAGUUUACCUUCCACACUGGCUACGAGGCCCUUGUACAGCGGCUGUUGGAUGGGAGGAAGAUGUGCAAAGAUGUGGAGGAUUUGCUCAAGCAGAGAGCACAAGCAGAAGAGAGAUAUGGGAAAGAGCUGAUUCAAAUUGCCCGAAAAGCAGGAGGACAAACAGAAAUCAACACACUGAAGGCAGCAUUUGAGAGGCUUAAGCAACAAAUCGAAAGUGUUGGAAACUCUCAUAUCCAGCUGGCAGUAAUGCUGAAGGAUGAACUGAAAGGAAUAGAAGAGUUCCGAGAAAGACAGAAGGAGCAAAGAAAAAAGUACGAGUCUGCAAUGGAGCGCAUGCAAAAGAGCAAGUUGUCCCAUUAUAAGAAAACAAUGGAGUCAAAGAAGACCUACGAACAGAAGUGCAAGGAAGCGGAUGAGGCCGAGCAGUCCUUUGAACGGACAAGCGCUUCAGGCAACCAAAAGCAAACAGAAAAGAGUCAGAACAAAGCCAAGCAAUGCAGAGACGCAGCAAAUGAAGCAGAGAACGUGUACAAACAGAACAUUGAGCAGCUGGAUAAGGUCAGGACAGAGUGGGAACAGGAACAUAUCAAAACCUGCGAGGUCUUCCAGCUCCAGGAAUGCGACCGCAUCACCAUUCUCCGCAACUCGCUGUGGGUUCACUGCAACCAGCUCUCCAUGCAGUGUGUGAAGGAUGACGAGCUGUAUGAAGAGGUUCGGGUAAGCUUGGAGAACUGCGUUGUGGAGUCAGACAUAGACUACUUCAUUAAAACUAAAAUGACAGGAACACAGCCUCCAGAUGCAAUAGGAUAUGAGAACUACUACAGCAGAGAACCAAACAGAAGCAACAGCAGCCCAACCCAGUCUUGUGGGAUGAUGAAGAGAUUCUCCGGACUACUGCAUGGAAGCAGCAAAAACAACACGGAAAGUGCCACUCCUUCAGCCCCUCCUCUUGCAGAGAAAACAGACGUAGUCUAUGCAUCUGUUUUUGUAAAUGAACAAGCUGGAAUCACAUCAUCACAGGACUACAGAGUACUUUAUGACUACACAGCCCAGAACGUGGAUGAACUGGACAUCAGUGAAGGAGACAUUGUAGUUGUCAUUGAAGAAAACGAGGAUGGCUGGUGGACGGCAGAAAGGAAUGGGCAGCGAGGCUUUGUGCCAGGGUCUUAUCUCGAAAAGCUUUGA
This is a messenger RNA of Aptenodytes forsteri (emperor penguin), 1230 nucleotides long. RefSeq names its product proline-serine-threonine phosphatase interacting protein 1 (gene PSTPIP1). Gene Ontology annotation, molecular function: actin filament binding. Gene Ontology annotation, biological process: actin filament polymerization. NCBI's taxonomy places the organism in Eukaryota, Metazoa, Chordata, Aves, Sphenisciformes, Spheniscidae. The record is from RefSeq and is a predicted model, not a curated record. The transcript has 15 exons. Gene Ontology annotation, cellular component: actin filament; plasma membrane; cytoplasm. Bases 1 to 1230 code for a protein of 409 amino acids.